AUGGCAGAUCAAUUGAAAUUUGUUGACUCUCACAAUAUCGUUGGAUAUCUCUUUGAUCCACCUGCCGCGCACAAUGAAUUCAAAUCCAUGAUCGUGGGUUUGAACAAUUGCAGAAUUUCCCACACUCCACGUGUCAAUCCAGUCAUACGCAAGGACAUGAUUAAUGAUUUUUGGAGGAAUGCAUCGUUCAACUGUGCAGGAGUGGAUGGUGCUGGUGCUAUUGAAUGUUCUGUGAAAGGCAAGCAAAUCAUUAUUACAAAGAAAGUCAUUAGGGAUCCUUGGUUUUUACAAAUGAUCUUUGAUGGCAUGCAUCCCGAGCUCAAAAGGACCCCUGAUACUCUUGAUGUCAAGUCAUUGGGUCCAAACACCUUUGGACUCAUGAAACAAGUACGAAAAGCGUCAAUGGUUGUUUUCAAGGGAACAGAAGCACUGGUGAAAUUUGGAAAAUUCGCAGAGACAGAAGGUGUUAAAACUGUUGGUACUCCAGUUGCUACGGAGGCCGAGGAACAUGUGGUGCCAUCAAAAUCAAAUCUUAGUUUUUCAUUUGAGGUUUCUGAUGAUGAUGAUGAUGAUGAUGAUGAUGAUGAGGAUGAGGAUGAGGAUGAGGAUGAGGAUGAUGAUGAUGAUGAUGAUGAUGAUGAUGAUGAUGAUGAUGUUUUUGUUUUUGAACCAUCGAAGGAGCCAGUCAAUGAGGCUGUGAUUUCUCCAGCUAGGAGAGAGAAAGAAAUCAACAUUUUCGAGCAACCAAACGAUCCAAUACCCGAACAGAUGGAAGCCCUUAUCGAAAAAUUUCAUCCAACUUCGAGGAAGCCACCCCAAGUCGUUCUUGUUACUACUGAGUCUCCAUCUAGGAGUGAUAAAGACGAUUCAAAUACCUCCCUAAUGUGA
Molecule: messenger RNA, 888 nt
Organism: Lactuca saligna
Lineage: Eukaryota; Viridiplantae; Streptophyta; Magnoliopsida; Asterales; Asteraceae
Source: the annotation of a GenBank genome assembly